AUGUCUAGCGCUAAAAAACUUCUCGAACAACUGCCCAAACAUAAAAUGAUUCUAGAUCCUAAGAGUUAUAGAAUGGCUCAUCCUGUCUAUUCUCUUAAGGAUAUCGAGACUAUUGCUGUAACCCAUAGAAAACCAGAAAACUUCCGCGAUAAGUUCGCUCUGAACCUUAUCAGAAUUAUGAGAAGUAGCUUUGACUUUGUAACAGGCUAUAAUGAGAAAAAAAUGACCACUUCUUAGUGGCUGAACAGAGUAGUAUUUCUAGAAACUGUGGCUGGAGUCCCGGGAAUGGUUGGGGGCAUGACUAGACACCUUAAGAGCUUGAGAACCCUCAAACCAGACCACGGUUGGAUUCACAACUUGCUAGAGGAAGCUGAAAACGAAAGAACCCACCUUUUUAUUUUCUUGGACCUUAAACAACCAAAGUGGAUGUUUAAGACAAUGAUAGCUAUGGCUUAAGGCGUGUUUUAUAAUCUCUACUUCUUAAGCUAUCUAGUUGCUCCUAAAUAUUGCCACAGAUUCGUUGGCUAUCUUGAGGAGGAAGCUGUCCAUACCUACACUGUCCUUUUAAGAUAAAUCGAUGAUGGCAGCCUACCAGAAUGGAAGAAUAUGCCAGCUACUUAGAUGGCAAAAGAGUAUUAUAACUUGCCGGAAGAUGCUACUCUAAGAGACGUUAUUUUAUCAAUUAGAGCUGAUGAAAGCAUCCACAGAGAGGUAAAUCACUACGUGACUGACCAGCAGGUGGAAGAACCUGUCGAAUCAGAAGAGGUGUAUAUAGUAAAUAGAAAAUAUAAUUCAGGUGACUUUGGUCAUGAACAUAGACUAAUCCAAGAUAUCACUAAGUGA
Stylonychia lemnae is the source of this 843-nucleotide messenger RNA. The record is from the annotation of a GenBank genome assembly. NCBI's taxonomy places the organism in Eukaryota, Ciliophora, Spirotrichea, Sporadotrichida, Oxytrichidae.